This is a messenger RNA of Penicillium verhagenii, 2472 nucleotides long. Its product is annotated as TFIIH/NER complex ATPase/helicase subunit SSL2. The transcript has 3 exons. Gene Ontology annotation, molecular function: ATP binding; 3'-5' DNA helicase activity; hydrolase activity. The record is from RefSeq and is a predicted model, not a curated record. NCBI's taxonomy places the organism in Eukaryota, Fungi, Ascomycota, Eurotiomycetes, Eurotiales, Aspergillaceae. Gene Ontology annotation, cellular component: nucleotide-excision repair factor 3 complex; transcription factor TFIIH holo complex; transcription preinitiation complex. The coding region runs from base 1 to 2472 and encodes 823 amino acids. Gene Ontology annotation, biological process: transcription initiation at RNA polymerase II promoter; nucleotide-excision repair.
AUGCCUCCCAAGAGAAAGGCGACUGACAGUGGUCGGUCUAGCAGCGUCUCCAAGCGACCUACACCAGUGCCCGACUCCACCGAACUCUCCAGCAGCGAUGAGUACUCAGACGACGGGGAUGAUGACGUACCGGAGCGGAACAACCUGAAAGAGGUUGUUAGCAAGUUCUCCUUGGAGGCCUUCAGCAAGAAAUCCCAGCUCAACAAAACCGACCCCAGAUUUGGUUACAAAGAUCUUUCCUAUCUUCCGCUUAAGCCUGAUCACUACAACCGACCUCUAUGGAUCGAGCCGGUGAAAGGCACGAUCACUCUCGAGAGUUUCUCCCCGUUGGCACCCCAGGCACAAGAUUUCCUUACCACCAUCGCCGAACCACUCUCACGUCCCACCCACCUUCACGAAUACCGCCUCACAGGUCACAGUCUUUAUGCGGCAGUUUCAGUAGGACUGAAGCCCCAGGAUAUCGUGGAGUUCUUGGAUCGACUUUCCAAAACCCCUCUACCGGAAAGUAUUCGCACUUUCAUUAUAGAAUUCACAAAAUCAUAUGGCAAAAUCAAGAUGGUUCUGCGACACAACCGAUACUACGUGGAAACGACGGACCCAGAGAUGCUUCAGCGGUUGUUGAAAGAUGAGGUUAUCGGGCCACAAAGAAUCGAGAGCACUGAGGGAAUUAUCCAGCGUGCGGCUCCGAAGAUGGGCGGUCUCGUCAUUCCUGGAACGAAGGAUGCGGCUGGUGUAAGAGAAACAGGCACUCAGCAGAACGCUGCUGUGCCAGCUCGGGAUGAACCCGAAGAAGCGGUGGUGGAUUACGGCAUCGACGAUGUUGGUGAGGACGUUGAUGAAGCCACCACAUUCAGUUUCGAAAUUCCUCCUGCUGGAGUUGAAGUGGUCAAAGCCCGUUGUCAAGCGAUUGGAUGUCCCGCCUUGGAAGAGUAUGAUUUCCAGGGUGACACUGUCAACCCCAAUCUCGACAUGGAUUUGAAACCUGCCGCUCGGAUUCGAUCUUACCAGGAGAAGAGUCUCAGUAAGAUGUUUGGUAACGGACGUGCGAAGAGUGGAAUCAUUGUUCUUCCUUGUGGCGCCGGUAAAACCCUAGUGGGUAUUACCGCUGCAGCGACUAUCAAGAAAGGCACUAUCGUUCUCUGCACAAGCUCCAUGUCCGUUGUGCAGUGGCGAAACGAAUUCUUAAGAUGGACCACCAUUGACCCUGGCGAUAUCGCUAUCUUCACAUCUGACCAUAAAGAGAAGUUCAAGCGGUCUACUGGAAUUAUCGUUUCGACCUACUCCAUGGUGUCACAGACUAGGGCGCGCUCCUACGAUGCCCAGAAGAUGAUGGACUGGCUUCAAUCUCGAGAGUGGGGUAUGAUGAUUUUGGAUGAAGUUCACGUCGUGCCUGCCUCGAUGUUCCGAAAGGUCACAUCUGCGAUCGCCGCACAGAGCAAGCUCGGUCUGACUGCAACUCUACUGCGUGAAGAUGAUAAAAUUAAGGAUCUGAAUUUCUUGAUUGGUCCCAAACUGUACGAAGCCAACUGGAUGGAACUUGCUGCCCAGGGUCAUAUCGCCAAGGUCCAGUGUGCCGAAGUUUGGUGCCCCAUGACAACUGAAUUCUAUUCAGAGUAUCUGCGAGAGAGCUCAAGGAAGCAGGCUUUGCUCUAUAUCAUGAACCCACGCAAGUUCCAAGCAUGCCAGUUCUUGAUUGACUUCCACGAGAAGCGAGGAGAUAAGAUCAUUGUUUUCUCUGAUAAUGUUUAUGCGCUUGAGCGAUACGCACUCAAGCUGAACAAAGCUUACAUUUACGGUGGAACCCCGCAAAAUGAGCGAAUGCGUAUUCUGGAGAAUUUCCAGCAUAACGAGCAAGUCAAUACCAUCUUCUUGUCCAAGAUCGGUGAUACUUCGCUUGAUCUGCCCGAGGCCACAUGUCUGAUUCAGAUAUCGUCUCACUACGGUUCGCGUCGUCAAGAGGCUCAGCGACUGGGUCGUAUUCUUCGUGCCAAGCGCCGUAAUGACGAGGGCUUCAACGCGUUCUUUUACUCUCUUGUAUCGAAGGACACCAACGAGAUGGUCUACUCGGCUAAGCGCCAAGCCUUCCUUGUUGACCAAGGUUACGCCUUCAAGGUCAUCACUCACCUUCAGGGAAUUGAUGAAUACGACGGGCUCUCAUACGCGACACCCGCAGAACGGCGUGAGCUUUUACAAGAAGUCAUGCUGCAGAAUGAGUCCUCGGCCGACGUGGAGCAGGUUAACGAUGAUCUUUUCUCCAUGCGUACUGGAGGCAAGCGCAAUGGCAAGAAGUCCAAUGCCAAACGUAGUGCUGCCACCCUCAGUGGGUUGGCUGGCGGUGAUGAUAUGGCCUACAUUGAAUACAACAAGAGCAAAAAUAAGCAGCUCAAGGACAAAGCGGGACAUCAUCCGCUGUUCAAGAAGAUGGAACGUGAACGCCAACGGCGCAAAAAGGAGCGAGAAACAGCACAGUGA